CGUGUGCUCUCUCAGAGGUCCGCCUGUCGGCACCGAUCCCCGGUCAGUGGGAGACCGGAGCUCUCGGUGCACGGAGCCCCAGUGUAACGGUCCCGGAGCGGAGAGAGGAGCCUUUACGCACGGAAUCCGCGAGGACAUGGAGUGCGUCCAAAGGACUCGGACCGUGUGAGAAGUUGUCCCUCAGCCAUGGAGCCGCAGACGAGAAGACGCGUGAAGUCCCUCUUCAUCAUCUUCAUCACCCGCGCCUGAGCUCUGAGGCGCAGCGGAGGAUGGCACCUGCACCGCGCCUGGCGAGGACCGACGCGUUCCAGGCUGGUUUUCUCUGAGCAGGAGCGAGUCUCUGUCCGCUUCUGAUCCGCUGGGGCUGCGGGAACUGCGCAUUUGUACCUUUGCACCAUCGAGGACUGCGGGGAAACAGUGCGUGGACAUCUUGAACUCACAGGUGAUGUCUCUGCCUCAGAGAUUUAAACUGUGCACAGGCUUCAUCUCUUCAUGCUGUUCCACUGCUGAGACGUCACGUCUUCUGGAAAUCGAGAAAUAAAAGAACCCCCCCCCCCCUUCUCCACACCAGGCUGAUCUCUGGGGUUCUGACUCACCAUGGGCACUGUACUGUCAUUGUCACCCGGCUCUCGCAAGUCAGGCUACUAUGACAACCGUCCGGGCUCGCUCAGCCACUACCCGAGCAUCAGCAGCCGCUCGCUCAACAGCCAGAAGGACCGCGGGCUGAAGAGGGGCCAGUCCAUCUUCCUCCCGGCGCUCACGUGGAAGCGACUGGUGGCCUCCACCAAGAAGAAGGGCAACUCCAAGAAGGGCCCCGGCUGCCCGGCGGCCCUCGGGGAGCCGCUCAACAACAACAACAGCAUCAACAUCUACCAAAAUGACCCUUUGCUGCACCUCAACCGCGAGAAUGUGAAGAAGUCACUGUCGUGUGCCAACCUGACCAGCUACGAGGGCCCAGCGGGACUGGGCCUGGGGCUCGGCUACGGGAUGGGGCUGGGUCAGGGGCAUGGAUACGCCUACAGCAAAUCCCAGCUGCUUUCUUCUGUGAAAAAGGUCCCGGUGAACACGGUGACAUCGUCUCCGAAGCGUGUCAUCGUCCAGGCCUCCACCAGCGAGCUCCUGCGCUGCCUGGGGGAGUUCCUGUGCUGUCGCUGCUACCGCCUGAAGCAUCUUUCUCCGGCCGACCCGGUGCUGUGGCUGCGGGCUGUGGACCGCUCGCUGCUGCUGCAGGGUUGGCAGGACCAGGCCUUCGUCACACCGGCCAACGUGGUCUUCGUCUACAUGCUGUGCCGAGACGUCGUGGACGGCGACCUGGUGGCGUCGGAGCACGAGCUGCAGGCCAUCCUGCUCACCUGCCUCUACCUGUCCUACUCCUACAUGGGCAACGAGAUCUCGUACCCGCUCAAGCCCUUCCUGGUGGAGGCGGGUAAGGAGGCCUUCUGGGAUCGCUGCCUCGCCAUCAUCGACGCCACCAGCGCAAAGAUGCUGCGCAUCAACGCAGACCCGCACUUUUUCACACAAGUAUUUGCCGAACUUAAGAGGGAAGGCGGCUGUGGGCCUCAGGAUUAUAAUCGGGUGCUGGAUCGGUGAGAGGAGGACUGAGAGCACAUCCUUGCUGACCGCAUGCCUUUUUGUAUUUCAUGCACACAACCACUUGCACACAGACACACACAUUUGUCUCGUACAAAUAUCCCUCCACGUUUUCUGCUGAUGUUCUGCAGAAACAAAGAAGGCCUGUCUCGACUUUAUUUAUUCAUUCAUCCGUAUUUGUUGCCUCCCCAGAUUGAAACUGAGAAUUGAAAUGUUUCCUCUGAAGAUUAUCUCUGAUAAUUGGCUCAUAAACACAGUUGUCCCCCUGGAAUAUCCACUCGAGUUUACAUAAAAACAACCAUUUGCACCAUUUGCUCCACCUGUCCCCUCCGACCCCAUGUGGCUGGUCCCAGUCGUCCCAGCUGCCCCUGUGGAUCUGCACCGCCUCCUCUUUUACCUGAGUCUGAAUGUCAUCACUCAGCAUGAGGCAGGACGGGAGCUCACGAAACACCACCAAGGAUUUCUCUCUGGUUAUACUCACGACAACAUGGAUUCAAAUAACAUUUUCCUCAGUGACAGAAUAAUCCACAAGGGGCCAGGUUGUUUCCUGGACGAUACAAGGACACGUCUUGACAUCCACUGCUGGUUUAAGCCCCAAGUGCCAGCGGUGAAAAGUGACUCAGACUGAUGGGAGCAGCUGAGAGGUCCAUGUUGUGUCCCACUGGUCCUGCUGUGCGCUGUGUAAUCAGGAGAGCAAAAGGAACAGGCUCUGUUUCGUGGAGCCUUCUGAGGGCCGUGUGGCCUGAGGGGGACAGUUGCUGUUUUUUUUAUCUCCACCGGCUCGACCCUGCCUGUGGACUCCUCUGUGUUUAUGUCUUAUCUAAUCUGGAGACAGUUUCCUGGUGGAUGCAGAAUGCCUGACGUGUUUUGUGUGUGCACAGCCCUGUGUGUGUGUGUGUGUUAGGCAUUGUGCGAUGGACGGCAGCCGGGGUCAUCAGCUGUUUACCCCGUCCUUUGUUCCCUGCGUCUUGUUGACAGGGCACCCACGGCCGUGGUUUUAAUGAGAUUAGCAGAUUAGUGCAGCCCCUCCCCGCUCUCAACCUCUGCCCUCCUCUUGUCCACUCGGCCGCCCUGCAGAGCUUCCCCGUGCUGAUCCAGGCCGGGCGGCACUGGGGCUGGACCCUAAGCACAACACACAUGUGCACAAACACACAUUUAAAUACCUCUGUCGUGUGCAUUUUGUUCUCCUGCACGAAGUCAACGUUGUGUGUGUGUGCAGCUCGGGCUCGGAGGUGGAGGCAGGGAAAGCGCUGCACGAGCGAUCCAGGCAGGAGUGACAGAUGAGCGCCGCUGUGGUUGAGGGGGUUUGUUGUUGUUGCCUCUGAAUUUGUCCCACUUUCCCAUCAGUCACCUGCGUGUCCUCAUCUGCCGUCAAGAGGCUUUCGGAUACGGGGACUUGUUUCCUCCCAUAACUCAGGUCUCUGGCUAAAUUAUUCCCUCGAAUGAACCAUUGGCAUUUGUGCUUGGGUGGUUUUAAUCUGUGUUUUCCCAUGUGUUCGUAUGCGUGUCUGUGCGUGUCAGAGGAGGGUCACAGAUGAGCCUGUGGUUCGUCGGUCGUAUUGCACUGAAGAAUAAGUGAAUUUCCUGAAUUUCUGUCAAAGCAGAUCGUAUUAGAUAUGUUUCCAGUUGGAUUUUAUGUCCCUAGAAAUCUAGAAAAUCGUUUCCUGCAGCAAAAGAUCACAGAUCAACAAAGUUUACAGUUCAACCUUCAAUGCCGACUUUAUUCGAGUUGCAGGAAGGAGACAAAAACUGCAGAAAAGCACAAUUAUGCUCAUGAUGCAUCCCAGUGGCUCUUUGUAGAUAAAAGGAAAAUAAACAAAUCUGGAUUUUUGCAUUUUAGAUUAUUUGCAUCCUGUUCUUGAUGUGACCAGAUCCUGAUCUCUCUCAAAAAGUAUCUACUUGCAACAAGUUGCUUAUGUCUAACAACUGAUUCGUUUAUAAUAGAUUACACAUAUAAAACUUUGUCAGAAAUAUGUUUUUCUACCUAAAUUCAACUUCUGUUAUCAUGAGACCAAAUUUAUCUUGGGACCCAUUUGGAUUUCAUAACCCCUGCGUAGGGAACCAGAGUUUUAGGAUUCUGUUUGACAUCCAGCACCAUGUGACGCCCAAUAGCCUGAGACAAAGCUUUAAUCUUAUUGUGUUCAGGCAUCUGGAGGUUUCCGAGCUCCGCCUCCCUCCUCGCUCUCGCACACACUCUGCUGCGAUGCUGCCGUUUGUACUCAACCUCAAGGUCGGACGUUGAACAAGAAUCCCACAAGAUGUGACCUUUACACACAUGUGCACACAAAUACACUCCGGUGCACGUACCCUCCUUGGGUAAUCCCGUCCUAAUCCUCCCACCCAAUCAAAUGGAGAGAGGGAGCGCAGGAUGAAAACAUGAGGAAAAUAAAGUAAGCGGUUCAGAAUCCGAUGAGAUUUGGUGCCACACUUCCCGUACAGGUUUUGGCCCCGUGGCUCAGCGUUCAAAUCCCGAAGGCCGUCGAGUCAGAGAGCUCAGCCCUGCUGUCUAUUCCAUGCAGGCUGGUUGGAGUCGAGCCUCAGGGUCUCCACCAGUCGACCGGAGAGGAGCGAGCAGUGAUUCACCGAACGCCGCUGCUGUCUCUCCGUCUGGAGCCUCGACGGGCAGCCAUCUUGGUCCGGUUGUCGUGGUCACUGCAGCUCUCCCUCUCUGUCCUGGCCCCGGCUUUAACAAGGCCACUUGUCUCUUGACUCACCCCCUCCAGCCUCCUCCUCCUCCCCACCCCCCACCCCAACCCCAUGUCCACACACACUCAGCUGUUGUUGUGCGCUGGCCGUUUCAUUAGAUUUGACACCCCACACCCGCCAGCCAUUGUCAGGACGAGGAAGGGCAGAAUGGGGCUGUUUGUUGGCAAAUGGGCUGGUUGUGUGUGUGUGUGUUUGUGUGUGAAUGUGGGUCAAAGUUAAGGGCAACAUCUGCUUCCAUCCAUCCGUCUCCUGUGGACAUGCACGAUAAUUAAAUCACAAGUUUCAGAACAGCACACUCAAGUGGUGCUGGUAUCAACCAGUCGCCCCCGUCGUCAGGGACAAAUCAGGAAUAAUCUGCCGCAGAUUUCCUCGACAACAACUCUUGCUCACAUUUGGCUGGUUCUUCGCGCCCAUCAGCAGCACAGACACAGAGGAGCCACGUUUACUUGAGUCCAAUUGAGCAUUAACGCAAUUUGUCAUAAUUUGGUGUCCAGCAAAAAGAGGCAACUGUCCCCUCCUCCAGUCCCGUCUGUCCACGCUGCCACCGAGCCGGAUCGCGUAGCCGCCGCUGCUCCUCCAAUCGUGUCACGGAGCACAGCGUCUCAAAAGCCAAUUAGCUCGCAUCUCAGCUGGAGCUCUAAUUCUGUUCAUCCAAUCAAACCCCUCGGCAUCGUUCCUGAGUGCUUAUACGUGACUGACGGCAAACAGACACAUGAUGCCUGUGACAUCGCUGUGGAUAAUUUACAUUUAGUGCAAACUGGACCUAACUCUGUGGACAGGGACCUUGAUCUUUGCAGAACUUUUCAGACGGGCCUGAGACUGGCUUUGUCUGAGAGACUUUUCGGGUUUGUGUGAACAAUGUGAUCAAGAUUUUAAAGCGUAAAUGUGGUGUUAUUCUAUAUUUUUCUUACUGUCAUCAAGUCCCAUGCAUUCAACUGUUUUACUAUGUUCAGACUCCUCUGCCUUAUCUGUGUAUUCACCCCUUAAGCCCACGUGUUGCUAAAUUAAAAUGUAUUUAAUAUACUACACUUAACUAUAUAGUACUUUACUAAAAAAGCUGUACUUUGUAGCAAACAUUUCUCAAACAGGAGGAAAAGGUCAAUCUGUUUUCAGCUGCGGAUUAAUACACAUAAAUCAAAAUAGAUCUAAAGAAGUGAUCCUGUAUCCGCUCCCUGAUUCGUAUGUACAUCAAAAUUCAAUGAGUACUUCCCUCACCCAUACUGCAUCCUCCCACUAACUGUCAUGGUAAUACGUCCAGUAGUUUUAGCAAAAAUCUUGUUCACAAACCAAACAGACUGGUACUUGGUAGUAAACGAGUUAAUGCUGUUCUCACGGGAUUUUGUUUGACAGUGAGAGAAACGUGAAUGAAUCCCCAGACUUACGCUCGACGUGGCCACAGCUCUGUGAGUUGUGCUCAGGUAGUUCAGUCUGAUGCUGCUGCUGCUGCUGUAGGUCGGUGUGAAACGUCCGCUCCACGCCGGAGACGGACGAUGUAAAUACGUGGGUGAAAAAGAACGAGUGAAAGAAGACGAGUUGUUACGAAUGAAAAAAACAACAAAAAGAAGAAAUACUCUUGCUGGGCAGUAGCAUGAAUGCCAGCCAGCUAGUUUAGACAUGUUUCUUUUUUGUUUGUUUGUUUGUUUUUGUUUUUUUUUACUUCUGCUUAUGUUUGAUUUUUUUAUCUGUGACAUUUCAAAAAUGAAAGAUUAUUUCUCCGGUAACUUCAAACCGGAUCUGUUCGCUCAUUGGAAACAUGUAUUGGUGUAACUCUCAUCAUUAUGGUGGUGAUGUGUCCAUGUUUAGAAUCAGUAGACACAGAAGAAACUCAUGUUCUCCGCCUGCUCCUGAAAUAGCAAAGCAUGUGAAAUCCAUGUGAGUGAUUAGAGAUAUUAUGACUCCGUUAUUUUUAAACUCAGCCGUCGCCUCAUGCCGGACUUCAUUUGUCACUUUGCUGAGUUGGAUGUGGUCGGUCGGGUGUUUUUGAAGCUAAAUUGGUAAAUAAAAUGUGCCCCCCCCCCCUCACCCUCACACAGAGUACAGUAUAUGUGCAGAUAUGAUCAAGUUAGAGGUCAUCAAUAGCUUGUUUCAUCGAUGCCCCAGCUGGUGACACAAAGGCGGCCAUUGUACGCGCGGCGUUUGUCGCAGGCAGCUCCGGCUUCGGCCCGUCGCCCUCGCUGAUCGGAGCUUCGAACACUUUCAGCUUCAGAAAGAUCCUCAUUUACACUAAUGUUAAUGUUGCUACCAAAAACUCUGUGACUGUCCAGUGUCCGUGUACUUCACCGCUGCCUGGGUCCCCCUGAGUUUCCAUGGAUACCCUCCUCAGCCCCCCCCCCAUCACCCCGACGAAGCAGCACAUCACCUCGGGCGACUUUUGUAAAGCCACCGAAGUGUGUGUAGCUCCAAACAUAAAAAUACUGUUGAUGGGAAAAACUUGAAAAACAAAUGUGACUGUUUCAUUAUUUCAUGUUUCAUUUUUCAUGAUGAUGAUGUUUUACUAUGUUGAUUAUUUAAUAAAGUAUUGAGCUGAAAUCGAAA
Hippoglossus stenolepis (Pacific halibut) is the source of this 6831-nucleotide messenger RNA. RefSeq lists its product as uncharacterized. Gene Ontology annotation, molecular function: cyclin-dependent protein serine/threonine kinase activator activity; protein kinase binding. Gene Ontology annotation, cellular component: cytoplasm; protein kinase 5 complex. The transcript has 2 exons. The record is from RefSeq and is a predicted model, not a curated record. NCBI's taxonomy places the organism in Eukaryota, Metazoa, Chordata, Actinopteri, Pleuronectiformes, Pleuronectidae. Gene Ontology annotation, biological process: activation of protein kinase activity; brain development; positive regulation of cyclin-dependent protein serine/threonine kinase activity. The coding region runs from base 598 to 1590 and encodes 330 amino acids.